Messenger RNA from Lolium rigidum, 1223 nucleotides. RefSeq names its product tuliposide A-converting enzyme 2, chloroplastic-like. The transcript has a single exon. Lineage: Eukaryota; Viridiplantae; Streptophyta; Magnoliopsida; Poales; Poaceae. The record is from RefSeq and is a predicted model, not a curated record. The coding region runs from base 74 to 1081 and encodes 335 amino acids. Gene Ontology annotation, molecular function: hydrolase activity.
UCGAUCACUGGAGCACUCCGCCGCAAACCUGCUAGCUGUCCGGCCGGCGCAUUUCCCUUUCCGGCCGUACGCCAUGGAUCCCGACGAGGAGAUCGAAAUCGAUUUCCGCCCAUUUCUUGUCGUGUACAAGAGCGGGCGCGUCCAGCGAUUCGGCAGCACGUCGCGGAAGAGCGCCGGCACCGACGCCGCCACCGGCGUCACCUCCAAGGACGUGCUCAUCGACGCGGCCACAGGCCUGGCCGCGCGGCUCUUCCUCCCCAAGGGCGUCUCGGGGUCCCAGAAGCUCCCGGUCCUCGUCUACGCCCACGGCGGCGGGUUCGUCACCGAGUCGGCCUUCUCCGCGAGGUACACCGGCUACGUCAACGCCCUCGUCGCCGCGGCCGGAGUCGUGGCCGUGUCGGUGGAGUACCGGCUCGCCCCGGAGCACCCGAUCCCUGCCGCCUACGAGGAUGUGUUGGCCGCGCUCCGCUGGGCAGCGGCGAGCUGCGUUCCCGGGGGAGUGGAGCCGUGGCUGGCCGAGCACGGCGACUCCAGCAGGCUGUUCGUCGCCGGCAGCAGCAGCGGCGGCAACGUGGCGCAUAACGUGGUGAUGAGGGCCGGAACGGGAGGGAUCGAAGUCGAAGGGAUGGUGCUGCUCCACCCGCUGUUCAUGGGCACGGCCCCGCUGCCGUCAGAAGGCGCGGACGCCACGAUCCCGGCGAGAUCGGAGAGCAUCUGGCGGUUCCUCUGCGCGGGCAAGUACGGGAUCGACCACCCGUUCUCGAACCCGCUGGCGAUGCCGCCGGAGGCGUGGGCGGCGCUCGGGUGCCGCCGGGUGCUGGUGACGACGGCGGAGCUGGACCGCGCCAGGGACAGGGGACGGACGUACGUGGAGGCGCUCAGGGGAGCCAGCGCGUGGGGCGGGGAGGAGGCUGCGCUGUACGAGACCGACGGCGAGGAGCACCUGUACUACCUCCUGAAACGCGGAGCGAGAACCAGCUCCGUCGCGGCGGAGAAAGCGGCGAAGGAAAUGGCGGCUGUUGCGUCGUUCAUCAACCGGGGUAAAUGUGCGUCGGAUUGUAACAUUAGGUCUGCUCUGUAAAUGAAAUUGGGCACAUGUGCAUCGGAUUCAGUUUGACUGUGCCACGGCUGGCUAUGGUUGCCGGGUCUGCCGGCCGUUUAUUGCUCAGUUGCCGGCGAUGAAGGCGACGACACGGUCCAUGAGCUCCUUGGCGUUGGCGCAG